This is a messenger RNA of Darwinula stevensoni, 3807 nucleotides long. The record is from the annotation of a GenBank genome assembly. Lineage: Eukaryota; Metazoa; Arthropoda; Ostracoda; Podocopida; Darwinulidae.
AUGAAAGGAAAUUUGGCAGUGAAGCACCUCAUGGAUGGAAUUUUUGGGAAAGUGACCUUCAACAAAAUAACCAUUUCUGAAACCAGCCUGGUCAGCGUGGAUCCUACGGUAUUGCUUUCAUUGAAGAAUAGCCUUGGAACCCUCAUCAUCAACAAUUCCGCCCUGGAAGAAUUCCCAUUUCAAGUCAUUCCUGAAAUGAUCAGUCUAUCAAAGUUGGAACUCUCCUACGGCGCCUUGAAAUCAGUGCCAGCCAUCACGAGCUCCAGUUUGCAGAUUGUGCAACUUUCGCACAAUCGCAUAGAAACACUUGUGCCAGAAUGGUUCAUGCCCAACUUGCAGAUAUUGGAUAUCAGUAACAAUCCCAUUUCGAAGAUUCCUCAAGGAUUGUUCGAGCGCUCAACCGCUUUGAUGUCUUUUGACGCAUCUCAUUGCUAUCUGGGACCAACAUUGUCAAAGGAAUCACUGACGUUCCACAGCGAGGUUUUGUCUGAUGUUUCCCUUCGGUAUAACGGCAUCGUGAAACUGGAACCAGGUGCCAUUACAGCCAUGAACCAGCCCUACCCUCUUACUAAGGAGCAAGUUCGCCUGCUUCUUCUUUAUGACUUCCGAAUCGAGAAGAAGGCAGUCAAUUCCAUCGCUGACAUCAAUACCGCGUUUGGCCCGGACACUGUGUCCAAGAGCACUGCCUAUGAUCGGUACAGUCGCUUCCAGAAAGGAAAGGAAAGCCUGGAACACCAGCCACGCACCGGUCGUCCUUCGGAGUUUGAUAACUCUGCCUUGCAGGAGGCACUGGAGGCCAACAACCGGCAAACAUCGCGAGAGCUUGCGGACUUGCUGGGUGUCGCAAGAAACACAUUGGUCGACCUCAGUGGUAACAACAUCACGGGAUUGACGGAAGACUCCUUCCGGCCCAUGCUUGAAUUUCUUUCUCGGCAGAAAUCUGGGAUCAUCAUCUCCUUAAAGGAUCCCAUUCAGUGCAAUCUAUGGCUUGCAGACAGUCCCCACUCUGCGGAUGCUCAGCAAAAACUGGAAGGUGUGGAUUGCAGUAAGUCCUGGCCUUGCUACGAAGAUGAUGCCGGUUCAAACUGCACAUGCUCAUUUGAUGAACCCAACCAGUUGAUUGUGGAUUGCUCACAAUCGAAGAAUGACAUGAAGAAUGACAUGACUACACUCAAUGAAUCCAUGCAGACCAUGGUUGCACUCAACGAGGACAUAGAUCGACAAACAUACUCCGAAACGGAAGGAAUCUCGGCUACGAACGAGGAUGAAAAUGACAUGAACACAAUUGAUUCCAGACCAUCCCACCAUGAUGUUCCCCACACGGACAAAGAGGAAAAACCACACUCCAAAAUAGAAGGAAACUCCGAAACGAAAGAGGAAGAAAAUGAAAUGGCCACGACUGAUUCCAGACCAUCCCACCAUGAUGUUCCCCACACGGACAAAGAGGAAAAAGCACACUCCAAAAUGGAAGGAAACUCCGAAACGAAAGAGGAAGAAAAUGAAAUGGCCACGACUGAUUCCAGACCAUCCCACCAUAAAGUUCCCCACAAGGACGAAGAGGAAAAAGCACACUCCAAAAUGGAAGGAAACUUGAAAACGAACGAGGAAGAAAAUGAGGAGGUCAUGACUGAUUCCAGUUCUUCUCACCAUGACGUUCACGAAACGGUCGAAGAGGAAGAAACACACUCCAAAACGGAAGGAAACUUGAAAACGAACGAAGAAGAAAAUGAAAUGGCCACGACUGAUUCCAGACCAUCCCACCAUGAUGUUCCCCACACGGACAAAGAGGAAAAAGCACACUCCAAAACGGAAGGAAACUUGAAAACGAACGAAGAAGAAAAUGAGAUGGCCACGACUGAUUCCAGACCAUCCCACCAUUUUGUUCCCCACAAGGACGAAGAGGAAAAACCACACUCCAAAAUAGAAGGAAACUUGGAAACGAACGAUGAAGAAAAUGAGGAGGCCAUGACUGAUUCCAGUUCUUCUCACCAUGAUGUUCACCAAACGUUCGAAGAGCAAGAAACACACUCCAAAACGGAAGGAAACUCGGAAACGAAAGAGGAAGAAAAUGAAAUGGCCACGACUGAUUCCAGACCAUCCCACCAUGAUGUUCCCCACAAGGACAAAGAGGAAAAAGCACACUCCAAAAUGGAAGGAAACUCGGAAACGAAAGAGGAAGAAAAUGAAAUGGCCACGACUGAUUCCAGACCAUCCCACCAUGAUGUUCCCCACAAGAACAAAGAGGAAAAGGCACACUCCAAAAUGGAAAGAAACUCGAAAACGAGCGAGGAAGAAAAUGAGGUGGCUAUGAUUGUUUCCAGUCCUUCUCACCAUGAUGUUCCCCAAACUUUCGAAGAGGAAGAAAAAGUGAUGACCACAAUUGAUUCCAGAUCCAUUCAUCGGGAUGUCACUCGCUCAGGCAAAGAUAAAGAUACACUCUCAAAACCGGAAGGAAACUUUUCAACGAAGAAGAGAGAAAAAUUGUCGUCCACUACGGAUUCCAGAUCUAUUCACCACGAUGUUCCCCAAUUGGACGAAGAAGGAGUAACACACUUCACCACGGAAGGACAUUUGGCAACGAACAUGGGAGGAAAGGAGCCGUCCACGGCUAGCACCAAGAAAAUAUACAUUAAGGACACUGUUCUUAUCAGCAUGGAUGCCGUGAUACUGAUUCAUUUGCACGAUCGACUCGAACAGCUCGCAAUUAUCAACACUCACCUAGAAAAAUUCCCGUUUUAUGUACUUCCUAUUAUGUCCCAGCUGGAAGAACUUCAACUUUCAUCGAACGCCUUGAAGUCAGUGCCGGCACUCAAAUGUCCCAGCCUGAAAAAGUUGAUUCUCACGAACAACGAAAUAGACACACUGGAACGCGGUUGGUCCUUGCCCAACCUGGAAACGCUAGACAUUAGUCUCGGAGUUGAUACGAAGGUAUUUCUUCUGCGGAACAAUAUGACAUCAUUGACAGAAGACACUUUCCGACCCAUGGUGGAGGUCGCCUCAUUGGGCCAUGGCGGAAUCUUCGUAAAUGAGAACCCUCUGAAAUGCGACGUGAGCAUGGCCUGGUUGGUGCUUAGUCCUGACGUCAAGCAAGUCCUGCAGAAAGUGCCAUUCUUUGAAUGCGUGGAUGGAACUUCUUUGCUAGACCUCUUCCUCGUUCGAUUCCUUCAUCUUCUCCUUCCGUUCCAAUGGGUGAACACUCUGGGUUGAGGUUCCUACACCUUCAUGAUUUGGGUUCGUGGUGUUGUGUUCAUCCUUGCCUCUGGCCACAUUCUUUCGACCUCACGGAAAGCUUCAAAGAGGAUAUUCGUACUGCUGUAUAUAACAUGAGAUCAGAUCCUUUCAAGUCCCCAUGCAAGAGAGUCAACAUUUGGACAACAUUCAUUAGGUCCAUCUUGGAAUACGCUGCCCCAGUGUGACACUCCUCUUUCACUACUCUCCGAUGCGAAAGCAAUUGAAGGAAUUAAAGGGUGGUCAUUAAAAAUGAUACACAGCAUUUCAUAUUCAAAUUAUCCUGCCUACCAUGCAAAAUCGGGACUCAUCAUGUUGCGCUGAAGACGAGAUUAUAUUGUAAAGGAAUCUGCUUUCUCGCUCCAAAACUCAAGCCGCUGCCGCAAUAUAUUUCCAUCCUCAUGGCAAUUCCAUCAGUCACCUCCGGAAGUGACGCUUCGUUUGUGAAAUUCAUUUGAACACCAAGAGACGUUUACAUGCUCUAUCCCGGCCAUGACAGAUUUCGUGAAUAUUGAAACCCUCGACAAAUAUAUGUUCAUUUAACCCAACUCUUCUUCCUCCUUGCGACGUUGAAGCCUC